UCUCUCUCUGCCGGGAGAGCAGCAUCUCCGCUGCCGGUCGCUGAGAAGUCACAGUCGGAUUUCAGCUCUUUUUCCUUCAGCCUGAGAGAGGCGCCCAAAGUUUUGAGAAGCCGCGCCGCCUCCCGCCCCGGACCCUCGCUCCCCUCCCCAUUGGAAGGAUGCCUGACGCCGGGCCGAGGCGGGUGCCCCGGUGGCCGGGGUUGCCCCACCUGGCUGCCCUGUGCCUGCUGCUCUGCCUGGCGGGGGACUGCGGGGCCAGAAGGGCCCCAAAGAUUCCCCGCUGCCCUGCAUCCUGCUCGUGCACCAAAGACAGCGCCUUCUGUGUGGACACCAAGGCCAUUCCGAAAAGCUUCCCUCCUGGAAUAAUCUCCCUGACGAUGGUGAAUGCAGCAUUCACAGAGAUACCAGAGGGAGCUUUCUCUCACCUCCACCUUCUGCAGUUCCUCUUGCUCAACUCCAACACCUUCUCUCUAAUAGCUGAUGAUGCAUUUGCUGGUCUCGCCCAUCUGCAGUACCUGUUCAUAGAAAACAAUGACAUUCAGGCCCUGUCCAAGCACACUUUCAGAGGACUGAAAGCAUUGACUCACCUAUCAUUGUCCAAUAACAACCUGCAGGUCCUUCCAAGAGACCUCUUCAGACACCUGGACAUACUGACAGACCUAGAUCUGCGAGGAAACACUUUCCGCUGUGACUGUAAGAUCAAGUGGCUGGUGGACUGGAUGGAGAAGACUAACACCUCAGUGCCAGCUAUCUACUGUUCCAGCCCCUUUGAGUUUCAGGGCAGGCGUAUCCAUGACCUCACCCCACGAGACUUCAACUGCAUCAGCGCAGACUUUGCUGUGUAUGAGACCUUCCCCUUCCAGUCUGUGUCUGUGGAGUCCUAUGAAUUUAAUGAUGACCAGUUUGCAGUCUUCGCACAGCCAGACACGGGGAUAUGCACACUGUAUGUCUGGGACCAUGUGGAGAUGGUCUUCAGGAAGUACCACAAUAUCACAUCUCGCUCAGCCAUCUACUGCAAGCCCGUGGUGAUUAAUAACACUCUGUACAUGGUGGUGGCUCAACUCUUUGGUGGAUCCCACAUCUACAAGUGGGAAGAGGACCCUCAGCGAUUUGUAAAGAUCCAGGAUAUAGACACUACACGUGUCCGCAAGCCCAACUUUGUGGAGACAUUCCAGCUGGAGGGAGACUGGUAUUUUGGGGUAGCUGACAGCUCCAAAGCUGGCUCAACCAGCCUAUACCGCUGGAACAGCAAUGGCUUCUACUCUCAUCAGUCCCUUCACCCCUGGCACCGCGACACUCACGUGGAAUUCCUGGAGGUGGAUGGUAAACCUCGGCUCAUCCUCUCCAGUGCCUCCCAGCCCCCGGUUGUCUUCCAGUGGAACCGCAGCCAGCGGCAGUUCGCCUUCCACUCCCAAAUCUCCGACAUGGCGGACGUGCAGAUGGUGAAGCACUUCCGAGUGCGCAAGGUGGUCUACCUGUGUCUCACGCGCUUCAUUGGAGAUUCCAAAAUCAUGCGCUGGGAGGGCCAGCGAUUUGUGGAGGUCCAGACGCUGCCCUCUCGCGGCUCCAUGGCCGUAUAUCCCUUUGCGGUGGGCCCUCGCCAGUACCUAAUUCUGGGAAGCGACUUCUCAUUUUCCCGUGUGUACCUGUGGGAUGACCUCACCCAGCGAUUUCAACCUUUCCAAGAGCUCAAUAUGCGGGCUCCACGAGCCUUCAGCCUGGUAUCCAUUGACAACAAAGACAUCCUACUGGCUGCCAGCUUCAAAGGCAACACUCUGGCUUAUCAGCACCUGGUGGUAGACCUCAGUGCCAAGUAAGCCUUCCACUCCACAGACCAGAGAAGUGGGGUGGGAGGCCUACUGAGUGUGGGAGGAACUAGGACAGUGUUGUAGGCUACUCAUUAAUCCAACUUGGUUGUGAGUUUGUUUCUGUUGGCAAUGCUUCAAAAGUUUGUUUUUUUUCCAAUAUGGACAUUCUCUUCAUGGUAGCAUAGGAACAUCAGUCUAACGGUAUCCUUUUUUCCCCAACAUGUCUGACAGAAAUUAAACAGCAAUGGGCUUUUGCUUUCAUUUCAUAUGUCAACAAAAUCUUAUCUUUAAUUCCAUUAAAGCUACUGCUACUGUGAUGACUGUGAAAGGUUGAUAAACAUAUAAAAAGGCACUAACUAUAAUCAUUAUUUUAUUAGGAAUCAAUAAAAAUGUCAUUUUUAAUUUAUAAUUAAUAUUCAAUUUAUGUUGCAUCUUGUAAACAGACAAGUGUUCCUUUUUCAGAUCGCAGAGAGAAUUUGUAGAUAGACUCGUUUAUUUGCUACUCACUGAGCAGUUAAUUGGCAUGAAAAAUUGAUUUAAAGCAUUAUGUCUGAUUUACACUGAAGUGAACACGCCAUAUAUAUUAAAGAAUCAACAGGAAGAGGGAAUUCAUCAAAGUAAUUAAAAACAUGCUGAAUUACUGAAUGUCCAAUCACUUUUUAUACGUUAUAUUCUACACUUACGUAAUUAAAACAUGCCAAGCUACUGGCCUAUUUUCUACUGCAGUAGACUGUUAAAAAUAGACUGUAAAAAGUCAGUCACUGUACUCAUGGACCUCUAAUAUAAAAUGACUUAACCACCUCAGUAAAAACUAAUUAAAUAUUAUUACUAAUGAACAGAAAUAUAGUUUGAUCUGCAUGUUUGAAAGUUACUUACUAGUACAUUUUCUGUUCAGAAACAUGGAUUAUUGGUUUACAAGCCUUUCUUAAGUGAAUUAUUUAUUUAACACAUACAGGGAGAAAAAAAGCAAUAUUUUACCUUGUGUUUAAUUUUGUUUUACAAACCAUUUUUAGAUUAAUUGAUUUCAUGGCUUUUUUGUGGAAUCCUCUCCUCAUUCAUUUUCACUGAUGGUUAUACAGCUAUAGAAGAGUUUUUCAUAACAUUCAGUUGAGCCUCAGACCUCAAAGAUUUGGGUGUACAAGAGUUUCAGUCCAUUCAAUAUUUAAAAACUUCAGCUACAAGCAUGCGGUUGCUUCUUGUGAGGUUCCAGCAGUAAAAGCACCCCUCGCCUCACGAAGACAGGCAAUCAAAGUGCAAAGAAGUUUGAAAAAUUGAAUAACAAUUUGUUGAGGCUUUGUGACUUUAUAUUCAUCCAAGUUGAAAUUUAAGUGAACAAAGAUUUAGUGAACAUAAUGAAAGAGAAACAUUGUCUUGUGCUUGCUCAAGAGUGGGCCAAAGCAGUAUAUACCUUUACUGAAUUUCUACCCUAAGGAACAUGCAUGUGACUUCAUUGUUUAUUAAUAGUUAUUCAUUUGAUCUGUGUCCUUGGGUAAGAGGACAGCUGUAAUUGUUGCUUUGUGACAAUGUUGUUUAAUAUUGCUCUGUAUCACAAGCAUCAUCUCAUCCACUACACUGAAUGUAUGCAAUAAAUUCACAUAUGUAUCUUACAUCAUCAGCAUAAUAUUUGCACAUCAAAUGUGAAGAAAUAAUGGUCUAAGGAAUAAUUUAUUCAGUAGCAAUAGUUUCAAGUUAAUUUUACUGUUCACAAGAUUAACUGUGUGUUUUAAAUGCUGUGAAUUGCAUUGUGAGGUACAUUGUUUCCUGUGUUGAUGAACUGUUGUUUUGGGUUUAAAUAUGUGAUGUGUGUUUCUAGUUCUCAUUUUUUAUCCAUCAAUCCACAAAUUUGUAUUUUGUAAGAGCAGAGAGAUAUGCAGACCGAAUGAUUGUAUCAGGACAUCAGCAUGCCAUGUCAAAAUUGGGGUUGAAGAAUGCAUUAAAAGAGAACUUCUAUUUUAGAACUGUACUGUGUAUACUAAAUACAUUAUACAGUGUGUAUUGCUACAAAAUUAUGAAAAACAAACCAACUACAUAAAAAUAUCUGUUACAGUGUGACAAUUAAAACACUGCAAAACUUGGCCUACCCCUUUUAAAAUAUGUAUGUACUGUAGAUAUAUAUGAGUGUAACUCUCUGUUUGACUACUGAUUGCACGGAACUAUACUGUAAUAACAAUAGAUAAAUUUGUCUCUACACUCGUGGUUGACGAUAAGGUAAGAGUAAUGAAUAAUUGCUUUGAAUGUUCACCUGCAAAGCAGCCUGUUGUCACUGUGUGUGCUUUCUGGUGUGCAACUGAAAACAUACCAAGUAAUGUUGCUAUGGUGACUAAUAAAUAUAUGCUUUAACCAA
This is a messenger RNA of Conger conger (European conger), 4152 nucleotides long. It is a transcript of the gene lgi3, whose product is annotated as leucine-rich repeat LGI family, member 3. Gene Ontology annotation, biological process: regulation of exocytosis. The transcript is spliced from 9 exons. Bases 159 to 1817 code for a protein of 552 amino acids. Gene Ontology annotation, molecular function: protein binding. The record is from RefSeq and is a predicted model, not a curated record. Gene Ontology annotation, cellular component: synaptic vesicle. Lineage: Eukaryota; Metazoa; Chordata; Actinopteri; Anguilliformes; Congridae.